AUGGAUGCCAUGGGACAAUCCAUCCCGCACCUCCUCCUGCUCACUUCUCGAUCCUUCAAUGGCAGCGAGCCCGGCGACAAGUCUCCACAAGAUUUCGCAAAGGAAGGCCGAUACAACUAUGUUCCAUCAUUCGCCGCGGCGGUCAUCUUCCUCGUGCUGUACGGCCUUGCGUUGAUCAUGAAUUUGGGCAUGAUGUUCUGGCAUCGAUCUUGGUUUUGGUGGUCGAUGAACUUUGCGGUCGCCAUGGAGUUCGUUGGAUAUCUGACCCGAGCUAUCUCCAUCAAGAAUCUGGACGAGAAGAGCGUCUUCAUAGUCCAGACUGUUAUGAUUCUCGUCGCGCCCGCCGUGAUGGCGGCGGCCUGCUACAUGGCAUUCGGCCGGGUCGUGUUGUGGGUGGUACCUCCACGGUUUCAGUCAGCUCGUCAUCUCUGGGUGCCUGCACGCAGGAUAACUCCAGUCUUUGUGGGAUCCGAUGUCUUCAGCUUCUUUGUCCAGGUCAUUGGAGGCGCCAUGGUGGCCGGGGCAAACACGAAAUCACACGCGAACGCAGGGAAAAACGUGGUGCUGGUCGGACUCGGUUUACAAUUGGCGUCCUUUGGCUUUUUCGUCUUUGCCACCCUGCGACUGAACGUCCUCCUAAGGACCACGCUGCGAGACAUUUCACUGCCCAAGGAGCGCAACUGGCAGUUGUUUCUGACGGUGAUCAACGUGGCCAACAUAUUGAUUCUGAUUCGGACGCUGCUUCGAUUCAUCGAAUUCGCCUUGGGCACGACAAAUUACCUCAUCGAUCACGAGUGGUUCUUCUAUGCUUUUGAUUCGGCACUGAUGUUCCUCGUGGUGAUACUCUUCAUUGUCGUUCACCCGGGCCAUUAUUUGCCGUAUCUGGGGAUCAAGAGGAGGGAGCAACAGUUCUCGAGAAACGCAGACAAGGGGCCUUUUGCUAAACUUGGACGAGGCCACAUGACGAUGGAACUGUCGUGA
This is a messenger RNA of Fonsecaea erecta, 981 nucleotides long. RefSeq lists its product as hypothetical. The record is from RefSeq and is a predicted model, not a curated record. Lineage: Eukaryota; Fungi; Ascomycota; Eurotiomycetes; Chaetothyriales; Herpotrichiellaceae. The transcript has 3 exons. Gene Ontology annotation, cellular component: membrane. The coding region runs from base 1 to 981 and encodes 326 amino acids.